UGGAAACUCAAAAGUAGGUAUCAAUCAUAAUUUCUUAUACGAGAGGAGGUUGCUACAAUUGUUUAGAGUUUUUUAAUGGAAAUAAAAAAAAUCAGUGAGGCCUUCUAGGGUUUGACUGGCAAAAGCGGCUGCGAUUCUUGCUCGGCGUGAAAUCACCACCUCCUCCGGCCGCCUUCCGUUGAUUUGUCUCCUUUUCCGAUCUGCAAUCACUGCCGCGUUUCUUUGGUCUGCUGGGGGCUGGAUAGAGAGAGAAGGGUGAAGCUUAUGUGGAUUGCGGGGGAGCUGGCGGAUAUUUACUAUUUAGGGCUACGGGUUUCCGGAACAUAAAAUCGAAUCCUUAUAUUAGAGGUUCCCUCUAUGCAAACCGGGGGCGGAGCCGUUGGGCGAGGGCGGGGGCCGACGGUGGCUCCGGCACCGCCUGGUCCGUCUCCCUCAUCGGCGACCGCGUCUCCUUCGUCGUCUUCAUCUGCGGUAUCUGCUCCGAGGCAUCUAGGGUUUGAGUCACUACAGCAGCAGCAGCUUGCGCUGAGGCAGCAGCAGCAGCAGCGGCAGCAGCUACCACAAGUAAGGAAACCUGAACAAGAGCAUCGUUUAACUUAUAACUUAGGUGCCAUGCAUGGAGUCAUUGGUGAUGAUAACUUCCCGUCAUCAUCUGGUGUACCUGCAUCAAAAUUUUCUAGAAACUUGCCUCAUGACACCACAAGGCAGCUUCUCGAAAAAAAGCAAAUUGGGCAUGCCCUAGAACAGCCACAAAACUCAAUAAACCAAGCUUAUGCCCAGUUUACCAUGCAAGCUGGUCAACAGCAGCAGAGAGCACAUGGCAACGUUCCAGUGCAACAAAAUGAAUUUGGCAUGAUGGGACCACCGACUGGUGGCCAAGAGGUACUAGCCGGAAAUCUAAAAAUGCAGGAAGUAAUGCAUGUUAAAACAGGAAACCAAACACAACUUUUGAGGUUUAGUAAUUCAUCUGAUCAUACCGGAUGUGGUGAGAAACAGAAUGAACAGGACCAUCUGUGUGAUGGUCAGAAGAAUGAGCCAAUGGCUCCAAAAACUACAACUGGACAGUUUACUCCAACAAACAUGAUUAGGCCAAUUCAAUCGCUGCAAUCACAAGGAAGCAUGAGAAACAUUGCAAAUCAGCAGUUGAUGAUGGCUCAGUUGCAAGCUAUGCAAACAUGGGCGAUGGACCACAAUAUUGAUCUUACGCAUCCUGCCAAUGCUAAUCUGAUAGCUCAGUUUCUUCCCAUUUUGCAGUCAAAUAGGUUGACUGAAAUGCCGAAACCAAAUGUCAGAAGCACUCUUGCACAACAAUCAAGUUUGUCGACAUUGAAGCCACAGGCUAUUUCAUCACCUGUUGUCAAUGAAAAUUCCGCUCAAGGAAAUUCAAUAAAUAAUCUAUCUGGUCCAGUUGGGCUGGUGAGAUGUGGUGUGGGUACCAAUCUACCGAAUUCCAAGAAUAUGCAUAUGCAGCAGCCUCAACCUGUUCAGACCCGUGUUACUCAAAACGAGAAGGGUGAUGUAGUAGCAACUGGUGGUUCUGGAUCAGUGGUGCAUCUGCCACAGGGUUCUACGAGUUCAAGCCAAUGUUUUGAUCUUUCAAAUGAAAAUAAAUUAGCUGCAACCAAUUUAUCUCAAAUGCCUUCUUUUAGGAAGUCUCAGAACAUUGGACAUCCAAGUCCACAGUCUGCAUUGCUAUCAAGUGAAGUUGCAGGGAUUCAUGUGCUUGCCAGAGGAGGGUCAAGGCAGACCACACAGCAACUUGUUGGAUUUACUAAGCAACAACUUCUUGUUCUUAAAGCACAAAUAUUUGCUUUUAGGCGACUCAAGCGUGGAGAAAAUGCUCUUCCGCCCGAACUUAUUCAAUCAAUUGUACCGCCUCCUCUUGAUUCAGACUCUCAGGUUCCUCUACUUUCUCCGAAGAUGACUAAACAGGAAAACUUUAUGAAACAAGAUGCAGUGGAGCAUGAAAGGCAUCCUGAUCAUAUCAACAUACCCCAGCAUGCUAUACUGAGUAAAGGUCACAUUCUUCCAAAGAAGCUGCCUGUUGGCGAGGAGAAAGCACCAGUGAUAACUCCCCUGCCGCUAGAAGUGGUAGCACCAAAGGAAGAUGCAGGAGCUGUUAAUAAUGGGAAGAUACCAGAGAUUUACCCUGUUUCUGUAAAGGCUGAGCAAGAUGUUGAUCAUGACAGUUCUUUCAAGGGUGAGAGUGAUGCUGACAAGGGAAAAUCUGUUCCUUCGACUAGUUCUUCAGUGGAUGUUGGGCAUGAAAAGAAGCUUACCACAGCACCAUCAAAUGUCAAAAAGUAUUAUGGUCCACUUUUUGAUUUGCCUUUCUAUACAAGAAAAUAUGAACUUUUGGGACUGACAACGUCAAUCAACUCGAACAAUUUUACAUUAUCCUAUGACAUAAAUGAAUUGCUUUAUGAGGAAGGCAAGGAAGUGCUAAAAAAAAAAGGGACCGUGUACAUGAAAAAACUUUGUAAUUUGCUUGCCUUUAACUUGGAGAGGAAAACAAUUAAACCUGAUCUUGUCUUGAGGCUACAAAUUGAGGAGAAAAAGCUUCGUCUGUUAGAUAUUCAGUCUCGCCUCAGGGAUGAAGUGGAUGAACAACAGCAGGAGAUAAUGGCCAUGCCUGACAGGCCAUACCGGAAAUUUGUUAGACAGUGCGAGCGCCAACGGUUAGAACUUAUUAGGCAAGUGCAGCAGUUACAGAAGGUGACAAGGGAGAAACAACUAAAGUCCAUCUUCAAAUGGCGCAAGAAGCUCCUUGAAACUCAUUGGGCUAUCCGGGAUGUACGAACUACUCUUAAUAGGGGCAUAGCUAAGUAUCAUGAGAAAAUGUUAAGGGAGUUCUCCAAGCGGAAGGAUGAUAAUCGCAGUAAAAGAUUUGAGGCAUUAAAAAACAAUGAUGUCGAUAGAUAUAGAGAAAUGCUUCUUGAGCAACAAACAAGUAUUCCUGGAGAUGCAGCUCAAAGGUAUGCUGUCCUGUCAUCCUUCUUAUCGCAGACAGAAGAGUAUCUUCACAAACUUGGUACCAAGAUAACAACAUCAAAGAAGCAACGAGGUGUAGAAGAGGCAGCAAAUGUUGCUGCUGCUGCUGCACGAUCCCAGGGCCUUUCAGAAGAAGAAGUUAAAGCUGCUGCAGCUUGUGCUCGAGAGGAGGUACUGAUUAGGAACACAUUCUCUGAGAUGAAUGCACUGAGAGAUGGCUCAUCGGUUAACAAGUACUAUAAUCUGGCACAUGCUGUCAAUGAAAAAGUUGUCAGACAACCAUCAAUGUUAAGAGCUGGAACCUUGAGGGACUAUCAACUUAUUGGGCUUCAAUGGAUGCUUUCCUUGUACAACAACAAGUUAAAUGGUAUUCUAGCAGAUGAGAUGGGUCUUGGAAAAACUGUACAGGUCAUGGCAUUGGUUGCUUAUUUAAUGGAAUUCAAAGGAAAUUAUGGGCCUCAUCUCAUUAUAGUUCCAAAUGCUGUCUUAGUGAAUUGGAAGAGUGAACUUCACAAUUGGCUGCCAUCUGUAUCAUGUAUUUUCUAUGUUGGCUCAAAGGAGGAGCGAUUAAGACUGUUCACUCAUGAGGUUUGUGCUAUGAAAUAUAAUAUACUUGUGACUACCUAUGAGUUUAUCAUGUAUGAUCGGUCCAAGUUAUCAAGAAUUGAUUGGAAGUAUAUUAUUAUUGAUGAAGCCCAACGUAUGAAGAACAGAGAGUCUGUUUUAGCUCGGGAUCUUGAUAGGUAUCGUUGCCAAAGAAGAUUGUUGCUUACUGGCACACCUUUACAGAAUGAUUUGAAGGAACUUUGGUCACUUUUAAAUCUACUACUACCAGAAGUAUUUGACAAUCGAAAAGCAUUUCAUGAUUGGUUUUCAAAGCCCUUUCAGAAAGAUGGCCCAUCACAUAACCAACUGGAGGAUGAUUGGCUUGAAACUGAAAAGAAGGUGAUUGUCAUCCACAGGCUUCAUCAAAUUCUGGAACCUUUCAUGCUUAGGCGACGUGUUGAAGAUGUGGAGGGGUCACUUCCUCCCAAGGUCUCAAUUGUUUUGAGGUGUAGAAUGUCAGCUUUACAGGGUGCCAUAUAUGACUGGAUUAAAUCAACUGGUACCAUUAGGGUAGACCCUGAUGAUGAGUUACGGAAGGCUGAGAAGAAUCCAAACUACCAGAUUAAGAUGUAUAAGAAUCUUAAUAACAAAUGCAUGGAGUUGCGGAAAGCUUGUAAUCAUCCUCUGCUCAACUACCCUUAUUUCAAUGAUUAUUCAAAAGAGUUUCUUAUUAGAUCAUGCGGGAAACUCUGGAUACUUGAUAGGAUUCUCCUAAAACUACAUAAAACAGGGCAUCGUGUUCUUCUUUUUAGUACCAUGACCAAACUCCUUGAUAUUCUAGAGGAAUAUUUACAAUGGCGUCGACUUGUCUAUAGAAGAAUUGAUGGAACAACUAGCUUAGAAGACCGUGAAUCAGCUAUUAUUGAUUUUAAUAGCCCUGUUUCUGAUAGUUUUAUCUUCUUGCUUAGCAUUCGUGCUGCAGGAAGAGGUUUGAAUCUCCAAACUGCAGACACAGUUAUUAUUUAUGAUCCGGACCCAAAUCCUCAGAAUGAAGAACAAGCAGUAGCUAGAGCUCAUCGCAUAGGCCAAAAGAGGGAGGUCAAAGUUAUAUAUAUGGAAGCAGUUGUUGACAAUAUUUCAAGCUAUCAAAAAGAGGAUGAGUUAAGAAAUGGUGGAAGUGGAGAUUCAGAAGUUGAUCUUGCUGGUAAACAUCGGUACAUGGGUUCAAUUGAAAGCCUUAUACGAAAUAACAUUCAACAGUAUAAAAUUGACAUGGCAGAUGAGGUUAUAAAUGCUGGUCGUUUUGAUCAGAGGACAACACAUGAAGAAAGGAGAAUGACUUUGGAGACAUUGUUGCAUGAUGAAGAAAGAUAUCAAGAAACAGUCCAUGAUGUUCCAUCCCUCUUGGAGGUAAACCGUAUGAUAGCUCGUAGUGAAGACGAAGUUGAGCUAUUUGGUCAAAUGGAUGAGGAGCUUGAUUGGGCAGGAGAGAUGACAAAGCACAAUCAGGUUCCAUUGUGGCUACGGGCUGGCUCUAAGGAACUAAAUGCUUUUAUUGCAAAACUAAAUAAGAGGCCAUCAAAGAACAUCUUAGGCAGUGUUGUUGACUUGGAGUCUAGUGAGAUGAUACCUGGUUCAUCCCUUAGCAAAAUAGAGAGAAAAAGGGGACGGCCAAAAGGUGUGAUAACACAAAAAUAUUCGUCUUAUGUGGAAUUUGAUGAUGAAGAUGGAGAAGAUUUUGAUGCUAGCUCAGAGGAAGGGAAUGAGUAUUCAUUACGAGAGGAAGAUAGAGAAAUAGGAUAUAUUGAAGAUGAAGAUUUAAGCGGUGCUGCUGUUUUACAAGGAAACAUCAAAGAUCCUUUGGAAGAUGAAGAAUUAGUUUGUGAUGGUGCUGGUUAUGAAUUCCCAGAUGCUACAGAGGGAAGCAGACAUACUCAUAUCUGUGAGGAAGCUGGCUCCACCGGAUCUUCUUUUGGAAACAGAAGAGUGCAGCAGCAUAUUACCCCUUCCAUGUCUCUACGAAAAUUUGGAUCUCUUUCUGAAUUAGAUGCUCGGCCAGGCGUUAUUUCGUCGAAGCUAAAUGAGCUGGAGGAAGGUGAAAUUGCUGUAUCUGGCGAUUCUUACAUAGACAUUCAACAGUCUGGUAGUUGGAAUCAUGAUCAUGAUGAGGGUGAUGAUGAGCAGGUCAUACAACCUAAAUUAAAACGCAAACGCAGUAAGCGCUUUCGCCCUAAGCAUACUGUAGAAAGAUCGGAAGAAAAGUCCAGUAUGUAUAGAACUUUUUCUCGACAUGGCUCUCAGCCUCUUUCAUAUGUUCAUCAUGAUAAUGUAACGCUUUCAAGGAUGGAUGGAAGGAUUGGUAAAUUGAAUGGCAAACCACCCUCAUCUUUGAAGCAGAUUACUAACUUUCCAACAAGAAGGGCUCCAAUUAUCAAUAAACAUAAAUAUGGAGGGUCUAGUUACUUAAUUGGAUGUGAAGAAGAUGCUCUGGAUCAUUCUAGGGAGAGUUGGGAUGGCCAGGCUAGAUAUGACACCGGCCCUGGCCUUAUCAGAAAAAAAAUGUCUGACAGCAUGCAGAGGAAGUGCAAGAAUGUAAUUAGCAAGUUACAGAGGAAGAUAGAUAAAGAAGGUUUUCAAAUUGUACCUCUGUUAUAUGAUUUAUUGAAGAAAAAUCAUACGUCAAACCCCACAAGCAAAUUUUCCAAGAUGAGCAACCCUUUUAAUUUGUGGAUUAUUGAUCAGCGAGUGGAGAGUUUAGAGUAUGCUGAAGUGGCAGACUUCGUCACUGACGUGCAAUCAAUGUUAAAAAAUGUAGUUCAGUUUUGCAAACACUCACAAGAGGCGAAAUAUGAAGCAAGAAAACUCCAAGAUAUCUUUUUCCAUAUCAUGAAGAUAGCUUUCCCAGAUAAAGAUUUUAGGGAGGCAAAGAUGGCACUCACUUUCUCAAGUCCAGGUGAGGGUGGAAAAGCUGCCAAACAGAGCAUGAGGGCAUGCAGCAUAAACCCUAAACUACAAAAUAUGGUUAGAGAGGAUGGAGAGCCCAGCCCUGUUAAGCCUGCAAGUCAAACACCAAAUUUCAAAUCCAAUCCAUUGAGGUUUGAGAAGGAUACAAGGCCAAGAAGCACUGGAAGCAGCUUAGAGCAGAGUGGGCCAUUACUAACUCACCCUGGUGACCUUGUUAUCUGCAAAAAGAAGAGGAAGGACAGGGACAAAUCAUCGGUCAGGCCAAAGAUGAGCUCGCUAUCGCCGGUAAAUCCAAGUCAGGCACUAUUGCCAGUUGGCACAAAUCACGGUGUCAGGUCACCAGUCAUGAAAGAUUUCGGGCGAGUCUUUCCUGCUGCUGGGCUACAGAGAGGUGGUGGUGGAGUUGGUGCUUCCAGCAUAGAAGAGUUGCAAUGGGCCAGACCUGUGAAAAGAGUGAGAACUGAUACUGGGAGGAGGCGGCCAAUACACUUGUAGUCUAGUUUGUAGAUUAUUUUGUUUGUAAAUAAACAUAUAUAGUACAUGAUUUCUGUAACAGGAAGGGCGAAGAUAUAACUCUUUGCAUGCGUUUACCUUCUUUCGUAGCUCCUUGGUGCAUUAGAAUUUUGUACAUGUUCGAGUAGGGAAAAAGAUCAAUCUGAGAAGCUUUUCCUUUCAUCAUUACGUGCAAUGUACAAAUUAGAGUAUAAGAAUUAGGAUCUAUUCACUAUUUAGAGCAAAAUUUUCACAGUUUUGUAUUUCAUAAAACAGUCAUGGUUCUAUUUGGAA
Dendrobium catenatum is the source of this 7287-nucleotide messenger RNA. RefSeq names its product ATP-dependent helicase BRM-like. Gene Ontology annotation, cellular component: nucleus. Lineage: Eukaryota; Viridiplantae; Streptophyta; Magnoliopsida; Asparagales; Orchidaceae. The record is from RefSeq and is a predicted model, not a curated record. The transcript is spliced from 14 exons. Gene Ontology annotation, biological process: positive regulation of transcription by RNA polymerase II. The coding region runs from base 358 to 6996 and encodes 2212 amino acids. Gene Ontology annotation, molecular function: ATP binding; protein binding; DNA binding.